Gloeophyllum trabeum ATCC 11539 is the source of this 936-nucleotide messenger RNA. RefSeq lists its product as uncharacterized. Lineage: Eukaryota; Fungi; Basidiomycota; Agaricomycetes; Gloeophyllales; Gloeophyllaceae. Bases 1 to 936 code for a protein of 311 amino acids. The transcript has 3 exons. The record is from RefSeq and is a predicted model, not a curated record.
AUGCACAACAGCGGAAUUACCCUCAUCAAGCACCCCCAAUAUUACUAUGCAGAUGGUCAGAUUGUCUUUCAGUGCGAGGGAUACCUGUACCGCCUAUACAAAGGCAUCCUGAUGCAGAAGUCCAAGCUCUUCAAAGCAAUGCUAUCGCUUCCCCAGCCUCACUGGCAAGGCGGAGGAGACACGACAGCUGGAAGCACAAAAGCCGCCCUUGAUGGGGCAACAGAUGAAACUGCUAUUAAUCUGUCAGAGAGCCAUACAUCGACAGAGUGGGAUCACCUCCUCUCCUUUCUCUUUCCUGUAUGGACCGGGGAAGAACGUCCUGUUGACACCUUGAUAGAUAUCUUGAACCUCGGGUCAUUCUAUGAGGUUGAGGAAGCAAGGGAAUUCGCAAUACAGACCCUCAGCGUCAGACAGGACUUCAGGCCAGCAUUACGGCUCAAUGCUGCCCGACGAAACAGGAUUCUGACCUGGGUAGAGCCCGCAAUGCGGCAGCUAUUUCAGGCCUCGCUCGCGGAUCUAUCAGACAGUGAUGCGAAACUUAUUGGCCCGGAAACGUUACUGGAUGUCGCAUGUACCAAAGCGAAGAUAGAGACGCACAGGAAACGUCUUGCACUCUUCCCACCGAAGGUCGUGCACUCGGCGUACCUUUGCGAUGACAAGGAGGGUUGUACUCACGCCUGGAAUACCGCCUGGUGGGGACAGUAUGACAGGCCCGGUGUUGCAAAGGCUAUCUUACAGCUUCAGAAACCACUGCCGGGGCGAGAAGUUGUAGAGCGCGUCCAGGCUAUCAAUGUUGAAGGGAUGACUUUCUCUUGUAAGAGGCAGACGCUCGAGAACCUCCAGAAGGAACAUGUUAAGGGGAUGUUCUCAGCAGAAGAUAGGCUGAUACAAAAUGUAAUUGACCAUAUCUACAAACAUCUCGAACAGUCAAUGUAA